Molecule: messenger RNA, 3720 nt
Organism: Amorphotheca resinae ATCC 22711
Lineage: Eukaryota; Fungi; Ascomycota; Leotiomycetes; Helotiales; Amorphothecaceae
Exons: 3
Coding region: 174-3332 (1052 amino acids)
Biological process (GO): protein quality control for misfolded or incompletely synthesized proteins; mitochondrion organization; protein catabolic process
Cellular component (GO): mitochondrial matrix
Molecular function (GO): ATP hydrolysis activity; ATP-dependent peptidase activity; ATP binding
Source: RefSeq, a predicted model, not a curated record
ACCUUCUCUCUGUGGAUUUCCCGCCCUUUCUCUCUAUUCUCUUCUUCCACCCUCAACGGCAUCUUUGGAUACGGGAUAGGCCUCGUAUUUGGUUUGUUCUAUCCAGCGUCUACCCAGCGUCUGUCUCUGUAUCUAUAUUUAAAGGGUAUCGCGUGUACACAGCUCUCGAAGUUAUGCUAUACGGCCAAAAUCUACCAUGGCGGCUUGCGCUCCGAAAUCUAACCACAACUUCUGCCAGACAUGCUUCACAUAAUGCGAGGAGGUUAUAUACUGCAUCUCGGCAGCGCCAGAUAGCGGCAGCUGCCACCUCGCCCUCAUUACGGCCUCGACUCCCGCCUCCCGCCACGUCGACUGGCGCCUCGAGCUUCUCGACCUCUCCCGCACGGCGGAAAGAGUCCAAGGACCCGAAAGACCAAUCUCCUGAAGAUGCGGCUGAUGAGAAUGCACAAAAGAAGGCUGCGGACAAGGUGAAGGAUGCGAGUGCCGAGGAAGUAGCUGAGGGCAGGAGUAGAGCCCCGGAAUCGGCAUCCCAGAGUGGCAAUGCUGCACCGGGAGGUGCGGUCGAUGGGCGGGCAAGCAGUGGUGCGUCUGCUGGGGGAAGCAGUGAUUCUGGCAAUGGAGAUGGUGGGAGGAAAGGACGCAGGCCAGCCGUUGAAAAGGCUCUGCAGAAACCAAGCAUCCCAGAUGUUUACCCGCAGGUCAUGGCUAUCCCUAUAACGAAGAGACCCUUGUUUCCAGGGUUCUACAAGGCUGUCACCGUCCGAGACCCCCAUGUGGUUGCUGCGAUACAGGAUAUGAUCAAGAGGGGGCAACCGUAUGUGGGAGCGUUUCUCAUCAAGGAUGAGAACUCGGACCGGGAUACGAUUGAGAGUAUGGAUGAUGUCCACGAUGUCGGCGUAUUCGCGCAGAUCACGAGCGCUUUCCCACUUCAUGCGGACGAGAAUGCGCUCACCGCAGUCCUUUACCCACAUCGCCGAAUCAGAAUGUCUGAGCUUAUUACACCGGAACAGAUCAAGAGCGGCGAGGCGAAAAAGGCUGAAGGGUCGGCAUCUGAGCCUGGAGUCCCCGAUGUCAUUCCCGCGAAGCAGACAAAGGAAGACAAGGUACAAGAGAAGAAGGGGGAUGUCGUUGCCAGUUUUGAGGAGGGCGCGGUCCAGCCCAAGAGCCCCGAUAGCCCAGCGUCUUACGAGCCAACUUCAUUCCUGCGAAAAUACCCUUCUGCCGGCAAUGUUAUGCAGGAGCCAGGUAAGCUGGCUGAUUUCGCCGCGGCGGUCUCUGCUAGCGAUGCGCCUGAGUUGCAGGAUGUUCUCGAGACACUCAAUGUUGAGGAGAGGUUACAGAAGGCAUUGGUGGUCUUGAAGAAGGAACUCAUGAAUGCUCAGCUGCAGUCAAAAAUCUCCAAGGAUGUUGAGAGCAAGAUCCAGAAGCGACAGCGAGAAUACUGGUUAAUGGAACAGAUGAAGGGAAUUCGCAGAGAGCUUGGUAUCGAAUCUGAUGGCAAAGAUAAGCUGGUUGAGAAGUUCAAGGAAAAGGCGAGCAAACUGGCGAUGCCAGAAGCUGUCAAGAAGGUUUUCGACGAAGAGAUCAACAAACUAGCCCAUCUGGAGCCGGCCGCUUCGGAGUUCAAUGUGACGAGAAAUUACUUGGACUGGCUAACUCAAAUUCCCUGGGGCCAGCGGAGUGCAGAGAACUUUGGUAUCAAAAACGCAAUGACAGUGCUUGAUGAAGACCACCAUGGCUUGAAGGAUGUGAAGGAUCGAAUCCUUGAGUUUAUUGCAGUUGGAAAGCUACGGGGCACUGUUGAGGGCAAAAUUCUAUGUUUCGUGGGCCCGCCUGGUGUUGGCAAGACCAGUAUUGGCAAGAGUAUUGCCAGAGCACUAAACCGCGAAUACUACAGAUUCAGUGUCGGAGGACUGACGGACGUCGCCGAAAUCAAGGGUCAUCGAAGAACAUAUGUUGGAGCACUUCCUGGACGGAUCAUACAAGCACUCAAGAAAUGCCAGACUGAGAAUCCGUUGAUAUUAAUUGAUGAGAUCGACAAGAUUGGCAGAGGUCAUCAAGGAGACCCAGCCUCGGCGCUGCUGGAGUUGCUUGAUCCCGAGCAGAACUCCUCAUUCCUUGAUCACUACCUCGAUGUUCCUGUUGAUCUUUCCAAGGUCCUCUUUGUCUGCACUGCCAACAUGACCGACACCAUCCCUCGGCCACUUCUCGACCGUAUGGAGAUGAUUGAGCUAUCUGGUUACGUAGCCAACGAGAAGAUGGCGAUCGCUGAAAGAUAUCUAGCACCGGCAGCAAAGGAAUUAGCUGGAUUGAAGGAUGUUGACGUCAACCUUGAUAAAUCUGCUAUCGAGGAGUUGAUCAAGUCAUACUGUCGGGAAUCUGGUGUUCGAAACCUGAAGAAACAAAUCGAAAAAGUGUACCGCAAGUCGGCAUUGAAGAUUGUGCAAGAUCUUGGUGAAAGUGUUCUUCCCGAAGAAGAAGCUUUGACCGACGAAGGAAAAGCAGCUUUUGCAGAAUCUGAGAAGGAUACAUCAGAUGUGAAGGAAACAUCAGAAAAUAUCGAAAAGGAGACUACAGCGGUACCACGCGUCAGCCUCAAUGUUCCAGACACCGUACAUGUCACCAUCGACAAAGAUAACCUGAAAGACUAUGUUGGCCCUCCAGUCUUCACGUCGGAUCGUUUGUAUGAUAUAACACCCCCAGGAGUGGCAAUGGGACUUGCUUGGACGCAAAUGGGGGGAGCGGCGCUGUAUGUGGAGUCGAUUUUGGAGAGCGCUUUGACACCGUCAUCUCGUCCCGGACUUACAACGACUGGUAAUCUGAAAUCCGUUAUGAAGGAAUCAACAUCCAUUGCCUACUCCUUUGCAAAGUCAGUCAUGGCCAGGGACUUCCCCGAAAACCACUUCUUCGAUAAGGCGAGGUUACAUCUCCACUGCCCGGAGGGGGCUGUCCAGAAGGAUGGACCUUCCGCGGGUAUCACGAUGGCAACCUCGCUUCUUUCACUGGCGUUGAAUCAACCCCUCGAUCCUACCAUUGCCAUGACCGGUGAACUUACUGUCACCGGAAAAGUGCUCAGAAUUGGCGGUCUCCGAGAGAAGACUGUUGCUGCCCGACGAGCCGGCUCCAAGAUGAUCAUCUUCCCUGAGGACAACAUGUCCGACUGGUUAGAACUCCCCGAUAACAUCAAGGAGGGCGUCGAGGGCCGGCCAGCCAAAUGGUACUCUGACGUAUUCGACCUGGUCUUCCCCAAUCUUGAUAAGGAGAAAGCGAACAACGUAUGGAAGGCGCAGCUUACGAAGAAGGAGAAGGAUAAGAGCGAAGAGGAUGAUUGAGCAAGUCACUUUGUGUUAGAUACCUUGUUGGACCCUACGUGUGUCAAGGCUUGAAUGGAGCAUCGAUGGGAGCUGAUGGUCGGCGGGGGGGUGGUGUUGCGUAUACUUCGGCGUUACUGGAUCAUUUGUGCGUCGAUCGACCACGGGAAAGCAUUCUCCUCUCAGCUGCAUCUGGAGAGACUUAUCUAGUCACGAGACAUCAUUGGAGUAUAUAAUGUAUAGGUAUUGUACAAUAAAUACACCGAAGCCGCCCUCGUCGGGGGUGAAGGGCUUUGAGGGCCGGCGGGUUGAGCGUUCGCUGGCUGUUUCAAAACUAGAGAGAAAAAAAGAACAUAGAAGUGUCGUGUUGUGUAGCAUGUGCGCAUGUAUGGUGUAGCAUAUACCGUCC